Messenger RNA from Scedosporium apiospermum, 717 nucleotides. RefSeq lists its product as uncharacterized. The record is from RefSeq and is a predicted model, not a curated record. The transcript has 2 exons. Gene Ontology annotation, molecular function: cholestenol delta-isomerase activity. Gene Ontology annotation, cellular component: endoplasmic reticulum; membrane. Gene Ontology annotation, biological process: sterol metabolic process. NCBI's taxonomy places the organism in Eukaryota, Fungi, Ascomycota, Sordariomycetes, Microascales, Microascaceae. The coding region runs from base 1 to 717 and encodes 238 amino acids.
AUGGCCUCCCAACUCCCCCCAGACCUCUUCGACACCACAACCCUCUACUCCCUCGCCGGCACCGUCGCCAUCGCCCUAACCGGCAUCCUCCUCUCCCGCGCCCUCCUCCCCGCCUCCACCACCACCGCCACGCGCUUCCUCUUCAUCUGGCACGCCGCCGACGCCCUCUGCCACAUCAUCCUCGAGGGCAGCUUCCUCUACCACUGCUUCUUCUCGUCCGUCGCUGUCUCCGAGCUCGACGCGGCGGCAACGUACUACCCGACGCCUUAUAAUUUCCUCGGCACUGGUUCCGACCGCGUCUUCGGUCCGCAAGUCGGCGAUGACGCGUUCGCGAAGCUGUGGAUGGUGUAUGCUAGGGCGGAUAAAAGGUGGGCUGGCGUAGAUUUGGGGGUUGUAAGCUUGGAGCUGUUGACGGUGUUUUUGGAUACGGCGUUGGCGAUUGCGGUUUGUUGGGGGCUUGUUAGGAGGAAUCCGAUGGCGAAUGUUUGGAUGAUUGUGCUUGCUACUUGUGAGCUUUAUGGAGGAUUCAUGACGUUCUGCCCCGAGUGGCUGACGGGCAACAUCAACCUCGACACGAGCAACUUCAUGUACAAGUGGGUAUACCUCGUGUUUUUCAACAUGCUCUGGGUCUUUAUCCCCCUGUACGCCAUCUACUACGCCGUGGGUCAGAUUUCUUCUGCCUUCAAGGCCCAGGCUGCCAAGGGCAAGAAGCAAUGA